Messenger RNA from Marasmius oreades (fairy-ring Marasmius), 583 nucleotides. RefSeq lists its product as uncharacterized. Bases 1 to 582 code for a protein of 193 amino acids. Lineage: Eukaryota; Fungi; Basidiomycota; Agaricomycetes; Agaricales; Marasmiaceae. Gene Ontology annotation, cellular component: DASH complex; spindle microtubule. Gene Ontology annotation, biological process: attachment of spindle microtubules to kinetochore. The record is from RefSeq and is a predicted model, not a curated record. The transcript has 5 exons.
AUGCUGAAACAGGCUGUUUCGAGUCGACGAGUUGCGAUGUCGCGACUAUCAAGACCAAACCUAAAGGGAAGAGAGUCGGUGUUUUCUCGUGGACCAGACAUCUAUCGUGGUGAUAUACAAGCCGCGUGUCCAGUGGAUUUGAGCGAGUGUGUUAUGUCGCUGGAAGAUGUUUGUGAAGAGGCUCAUGAAGCUCAGAUCCUCCUUCGGAAUGGAACUCGCGAUCUGCCGCGUAUAACACAAGUGUUGAAGAGCGAACGGAUUUUCUUGCUGGUAGACGAAGGAACAGUGAAGAAAUACAAAUCGGAGUUGACAGAAGAGAUCGAACCCGCCGUGACAGAAUUGAUUGAAAGGGCAGAAGAAGGUUUGAAAACCUUAAUUCGCAAGGAGAACCAAUUGCAGGCGAAGAUCGACAUUGCAAAAUCGAGGCCGUUGAAACCUAGUGCAGGGCGAACUAUGGCUGCUCAAAAGUUGGAACAGCGGCGGCUGAAUAUGUUAACUAAACAACGGGAAAAUCUUGAAGCUACACUUGAGGCUUUAGAGGCGGAAGUCAAACAGCUGGAAUCGGACGUUUUGAAGAGUUGAG